UUCCGCUCGGAAGUGUGCAGAAAGGCCCGCCCACCGGGGCUCUGCGAAUGACGCUAGGCGGCGCGGGGCUAGUGGCGUAGACGCUCGCGGUCCUUGGUCUCAUCCGGUGGCUUGGGUAUCCUGCCUCCUCGUUGGCCCUGCGGCCAUUUUGAGCUUCACUGCCACCGCGCUUGCCUGCUCAACCCUUCCGGUGUCGCGCUCCUCAGGGGCUUAACGGUCGGUCUCUCUGUAAAAGUCGUCUCCGUCAUUGCGGAAGGGCUCCUAUCUAUGGUGUUGACGCCUCCAGCAGACUAGGACACGUCCUUUCCUGACAGAAUGGAUGUUGCUUCUGCCGUCGCCUCCUUCGCUGGCCGUUCGGCACUGUGGUCUGCUGCCGGUAGCCGAAGCCGCUGCCUUCUGUGGCUUUUCUGCUGGCCCGGCGAUCGGCCUGGAGUACCGAUUCCGCCACUGGGCGAGGCCAAGACUGUGUAGGCCUCUGAAUCCCGUCCGACCUCCAGCCGCAGAAUUCCGCCGGCCUACGGCGAGAGACUGCCAAGAAAAAGGAGAUGGAGCCGGGGACGGGCGGAUCGCGGAAAUGGUCUGCUCCUCGGGCUGGCUCCCGGUUCUGGCUGCCUUUCUUUUUUUCUAGGCAAUCGCUUCCAGGCUCUUCCAAGUUCCCUACACCCUCUGACCCAGAAAAUUUCAGGGACACUACACUGCUUUCCCCUGCCCAGCCCGAGGCUCGGACCCGCUACUGGACCAAGCUGCUUUCCCAGCUCCUUGCGCCGCUCCCCAGCUUGCUUCAGAAGCUGCUGAUUUGGAGUCAAAUCCAACUUAGUGGGCUGAUUCCGACAAGAUGGCUAGAUUUUUCUGCAGGCUACAGCGCUCUGAGAGCCCUGAAAGGACGGGAGGAAGUAGCCGACCCCACAACGGAGAAAUCUUUGAGUUCGCUGCGGUUCAACUCAUCAGACUACUCGGUUGCCAGUCCCCUUGACUGGCUGGAGGAGGGGAUCCACUGGCAGUGUUCGUCCCCACACCUAGAACUGGACCUUAAAACCAGGGGAAAUGCUUUGGACCGUGCAGUACACGUGCUUCUUUUAGAGCAGCAGCUGUGGAAAGUAGAGCUGUUGCCGAGUGGCCUUCAGUCCCAUAUGUACUCUGACCGGGAACUUGGCUCUUCACCCUCCGGCCCUCUCAGCGUUCAACGCUUAGGCAAUUUCAACGUAGUCUCCUAUUUGCUGAACUCCACCUCCCUGGACGGCCUUCCCCAGCUGGAGCUCAGCUAUCAGAACAGCGUUGGAAGUGGCGAGUUAGUUGAUUUCCAGGAACUAACUCCGGAGUACAGCUGCCUGAUUGAGGACGAUUGUCUUCCCCAGCCACUGAAUGCAGAGAUAUCUCCAGCCUCAUGGCAGGGAUGUCCACCUCUUUCUAGAGAAGGCCUGCCGGAAAUUCACCAUCUUCGCAUGAAACGGUUGGAAUUCCUUCAGCAGGCUAGCAAAGGGCAAGAGUUACCCACCCCUGACCAAGAUAAUGGCUACCACAGCCUGGAGGAGGAACACAGCCUUCUCCGGAUGGAUCUGAAACACUGCAGAGAUAAUACAACACAGUUUGUUCCCCCUGCUGGAGCCAUUCCAGGAACCACCCAGGAACUUACUGAGGAAAAAAUUGAAUUGUUGACUAGAGAGAUUCCACAUGCUUUGGAAAAACAGAGCCCAUUGGAGAGCUGUCCUUCUUGUGAGGUACCUAUGGUAAAAGAGCCUAGAGAGGACCAAAUUAGUGUAGUUGACUACUCCUGCAAAGAUGACCUUCCCAUUUCUACCAGACCAGCAUGUAGUAACAAACUGAUAGAUUAUAUUUUGGGAGGUGCAUCCAGUGACCUGGAAACAAGUUCUGAUUCCGAAGGUGAGGGUUGGGAUGAGGAAGCUGAGGAUGAUGGGUUUGAUAGUGAUAGCUCACUGUCAGCAUCAGACCUUGAACAAGACUCUGAAGGGCUUCACCUUUGGAACUCUUUUUACAGUGUAGAUCCUUACAAUCCCCAAAACUUUACAGCAACAAUUCAGACUGCUGCCAGAAUUGUUUCUGAAGACCUUUCUGAUUCAGAGAAUGAUUUAUCUGACAGGUCUGACCUAGAGAAUUCCUCCCAGACCGGAAGCCUUCCUGAGAGCCCUGACCAUAGUUCUGGGGAGGAAGAUGAUUGGGAAUCUAGUGCAGAUGAAGCGGAGAGUCUCAAACUUUGGAACUCUUUCUGUAAUUCUGAUGAUCCGUACAACCUUUUAAAUUUUAAGGCUCCUUUUCAAACAUCAGGGAAAAAUUGGAAAGGCUCUUGUGACACAAAGAGACUACCUGAGUCCAUUGUGGGCAUUUCUGAUUCUUGCACCUUACUUUCUUGUAAAGUGCAACUGUUAGGGAGCCAAGAAAGUGGAUGUCCAGACUUGGUACAGCGUGAGGUUCUUUCUGGAGAAAGACACACACAUAUCAAAAGAAAAAAGGUAACCUUCCUUGAAGAAGUUACUGAGUAUUAUAUAAGUGGUGAUGAGGAUCGCAAAGGACCAUGGGAAGAAUUUGCAAGGGAUGGAUGCAGGUUCCAGAAACGAAUUCAAGAAACAGAAGAUGCUAUUGGAUAUUGCUUGACAUUUGAGCACAGAGAAAGAGUAUAUAAUAGACUCCAGGGAACAUGCUUCAAAGGACUUCACGUUUUUGAGCAAUGUUAAGAUGAGUUACAUAUGACAGCCUGUUGCCCUAACAUACAUUACCUCUUAUUGAGAGGUUUCUUUUAAAAACAAAAUUGGCAGCUGUCUUUUGACCUGUUUUUAGAGGAAGUGUAACUUGGAUCCCGUGAUUUGAUUUUUUUUUUUUUUUUUUUGGGCAACAUAUCCCACUUAGAAACAUUCAGGUUUAAAGUCAUUCCUGAUGAUGAAGAGAUUGGGGGUUUUUUUGUUGUUUUUUUUUGGGCUAGGGCUGGGUUUGAAACCACCACCUCUGGCAUAUGGGGUCGGCGCCCUACUCCUUUGAGCCACAGGUGCCACCCUUUAUUGUUGGUUUUAAAUGACCUUUGCUUGUUUAGAGUUGUCCUUUUGCACUUUCAAAACUUAAAUUGUCUUGGAAAAUAAUAUUUAUAGGGCCUAAAGCCCAUUUCAGUUUUAGUUUAAGUUACAUAAUGCUGUCUGAAAACUUUGUGCUCUUUCUUGUUUGAAAUCAGUGUGCUUCUAUGUUUCUCUAUAUUUUUUAAUUUCUGUGAUUAGGCCUAGCUCUCUUAUGUUUAAAAAAAUAAUCUUAUAUAUGCUACUAACUUAAAGUACAUUAUCUUGUGUCACUUAUUUUUCCUUGUAAAAAUGGAUUUGGUUAAAAAUGUGUGGUAGAUUUUUAUUAGGUUCUACCUAAGAUGUUUCUGUGGAUUGCCACAAAAAUCUUGGCUACGUUGGGAAAGCUGUAUCUGUCUGCCAAAUAUUAACACCUAACAUAUUCAAUUUCUGUGCAAAUUGUUCUUUGGAGAUGGUUCUGUAUAUGUUGUGGUUCCGCGUUGAAUGUGUUUCUUUGUACCUUAUAACAGGUACAAAUUGUAAAACACUCUAGAAAGUACUAAUUGUAUCAUAGGCAUUUAUUUUUUAAACAAAAGCCUAGUGUUUUCCUAGGAGGAUGUCAGGAGACAUCUCAGAGUAAUUUGGUUUUGUUGUGUAUGCUCUCAACAUAAAACCAGUGUUAUUAAUACCAAGCCUCAGCACUGUCACUUUUAAAACCUGUCAGGAUGACACUGUAAACUUGAAAUGGGCAGUUCUAAAUUUUCAAGCUGAAAUGUAAAAUAUAAACUUCAACAAUAUC
Molecule: messenger RNA, 3798 nt
Organism: Otolemur garnettii (small-eared galago)
Lineage: Eukaryota; Metazoa; Chordata; Mammalia; Primates; Galagidae
Gene: PPP1R15B
Product: protein phosphatase 1 regulatory subunit 15B
Exons: 2
Coding region: 546-2690 (714 amino acids)
Biological process (GO): response to endoplasmic reticulum stress
Cellular component (GO): endoplasmic reticulum; protein phosphatase type 1 complex
Molecular function (GO): protein phosphatase regulator activity
Source: RefSeq, a predicted model, not a curated record